AUGUCAUCCCGUUGUUUUGCAGAUAUCAACGACUCCAGUGAUUUAUCCUUAACACAGCUACAAAAUAUCUCUGCUACGCUUGUCAACGAGGUCCAGCUUGGAAACAUUAGCCAAGUUGUUAACUUAACAGUAUCGGGCGUAGCUGUGGUGGAACCGCUUCCGUCUCCGGGAACAAAUGAGUGGAAUGCCACAACGACCGACUCUCCAUACACUACCAUUGUAGAGGCUUCGCGAAUGCGCUUCAACCCUGCGCCAGAACCGCAACACGAGGGAGUUGUUUUUAAGACGCAGCCCAAGAUACAAGUAUUGGAUGCACAGGGACAACCGAUCACACAGCUCGGCACAGCUUCCCAGCCUUGGCAGAUCACUGCCUCGCUACGUCCUGGUGGCUCCAACGCACUUGCCAACCUAACAGGAAAUCUCACUAUCGAGUUUGUCAAUGGUUGGGCAAACUUCACGGAUUUGCUGAUCACCCAAUUCGGCAGUGACUUCUAUAUCGACUUUGUGUUGACCUCACCAAGCGACAAAAACUUUUCCAUCUCCUCCGAUCCACUGACAGUUACUGGUCGACCAAUUACAGCCUCUGUUGCAUCCAUGACAUCGACUGUCAUUGAAAACAACUACUUUGCAAUUAACGUUGAGCUUCGCGAUGAGGUUACAUCGGAACUGAUACCAGAUAUUGCCUGGAGGGGUCACACCUGGACAAUGACAGCAGAACUGGACAAACCAGAACAUCACACAGGCGAGAUGACUGGAUCAAACGAGACCAUUUUCUCAACUUCAACGAGUUCAGCCAACUUUUACUCACUGAAUUUUACAUCUCUUGGAAUUUACGCAUUGAAGCUGCAUAUAUAUACGACUCCAUCUGCCUACGACUUCUAUAAAGAUGUCCAGGUAGCAGUAAGAUCACAGUCCCAGACAAACAUCGUCAUCCAACAGACAACUCUGGUCGAGAUGAAAUUUGAAUCAGACUUCAACACAGUGGUUGGUUCUGACAAUAAAUCCUUCGCCAUUAUGAUGGGGAACUACUUUGCUGCGAAAUAUCCUGAUGUUCUGGUCAACUCCGUUACCGUUACGGAAGGGAGUAUUGUCGUGACAUAUUCAAUCAGCGGUGGUAUAUCUGGAGUCAACACAACAGUAUACGGCAUGUGUGAUACUAUUCAAAAUAAUACAGGGUUUACCUUUAACUCUCAGACAAUCUCAUUGUCGGGUUACCUGACAGUAGGAGGAGUAUCAUACUACGGUGUUUCCUGUGGACCUAUCUCAACCACUAGUUCGGACGAAAGCAGCACCAACUUGGCACUGAUUAUCUCCCUUGCUGUCGUCUCUACACUCCUUGUCUGCUUAAUCGUGGCAAUUGUACUCUGGAAGUGCAAGGUGUAUCCGAAGACCAAGACGAGGGAUCUGAAUAACUAUGCGAACUACAUUGGUAACCCCAACACAAUUGAGGACAUUCUCUUCCGUGAACAGUCCUUCAUGAGUAUUCGCGACAAGUCGGCUGGCCUGCCCCAAGCUCCCGCUGCCACCACCAUCAGCAACUACAACACUCAUGGACGGGCCAGUCCCCUACCCUUCUAUACACAGAAGAUGAAACAAUGAUUACUCAUUUCCUAGGAAAACACAACUCUGAACCUGCAAAUCUGUGAUAUC
This is a messenger RNA of Ylistrum balloti, 1650 nucleotides long. RefSeq lists its product as uncharacterized. The record is from RefSeq and is a predicted model, not a curated record. The transcript has 6 exons. The coding region runs from base 1 to 1599 and encodes 532 amino acids. Lineage: Eukaryota; Metazoa; Mollusca; Bivalvia; Pectinida; Pectinidae.